UACUUUUCCUCUUUACUCAGAUUCUAUUGAAAUCAACGAGGCUUCAUACGAAUUGAAUCUUUGUAAUUACAACUAUCGUUUCCAAAGAUUAUCAUUAUAUUUAAGAUGGGUGCUCUCUUUCUAAUGGAGGCGGUGCUUUUAGUUUGUUUUGUAUCAACCGUAUCCGCAGUGAAAUGGCCAGAGGGAACAUAUACGCUGGUCAAGCCAAAGACCGGAUGUCCCACAGGGUGGCUGGAGGGAUGGAGAUACCAGGACAAUGAAGAUGAUGAUAACAAAAAUCAAUUAGAAGAUCAGCACCACUUCUUUGGUAUCAUUGGAACCCAUCCAAGGGAUAUGAAUUUCUCUUACUGCUCCAAGGAUCCAAAUGAUGUUAAUGCCGAAGGUAAUUGGCCAAGUGGGGACUAUUGUAUUCUGAAGCAUGGAAGUACGUGCCCUCAUGGAGGUUUUCAGAGUGGAUAUGUUUUUUGGGAUGACGAAGACUCGAACAAUAAGAACAGUGUCGGUGGAGAAUUACCAAGUGGAGGUUUUGACAGGAAUACAAGAAUAGACUACUGCUGCAGAGAUGACGGUCCCUACUCUACAGCUAUCCAACUUCCAACAUCGAAACCGUUUUAUCUGUUGAGAUACAACGACUUCUGCCAACAGGUCCAAGGAAUGUUGGUGAGAGAAGAAACCGUGUAUACAGAUGAUGAAGACGACAACAAUAUCAAUAGUGUGCACGGAAGUUAUCCAUUCGGACCGGUCAGCGGACAAAGGAACUACAAGCUCUUCUAUUGUUACUAUUGGCCAUCGCAAUAAAGCACUGUCUUACGACAGUAAUAUUUCUA
Messenger RNA from Ostrea edulis (European flat oyster), 827 nucleotides. RefSeq lists its product as uncharacterized. Bases 106 to 798 code for a protein of 230 amino acids. Gene Ontology annotation, cellular component: membrane. Lineage: Eukaryota; Metazoa; Mollusca; Bivalvia; Ostreida; Ostreidae. Gene Ontology annotation, molecular function: wide pore channel activity. The record is from RefSeq and is a predicted model, not a curated record. The transcript has 5 exons.